CGUCUGUAAUCUACGAAAACAGAUCCAGAGAAGGUAGUGAGUAAUAUGUCGCUGCGCUGAUUUGUCACGUUCGGAUUUUUCGAAAUCUCGUGUCUAUAUAAAUACGCGGCGCGCUCGCCCAGAAGCAUUACAGCUGCGAACUGCAACGACGAGCAGGAGAUUUAGUAAAGCGGAAAUUUCUAGAAAGAAACGGCAAUGUCACGCUUGAGUAUCUACGUUGUGUUGCUGACGUUGUUCGGAACGUUCCUGGCGCAGGAGCAAGGGAGGCAGGACGACCAACCAGUUCAGGCGAGAUUCGGUUUCUUCAUGCUGGAAUAUCUACGGCAGUUAUUCUGCAAAUCGCCCAUGUGUACAUCCGCGGACAAGAUGCCGUAUAUCUCGAAUAUCAUGUGUGCCGCUAAGUGUCCCGAAUUGUAUCUGCCGCACGCUACGACCGAAGCACCAGGAAACGCGUCAUCGACAGCAUCGCCGCCGACGACCAAUGCGACCGCAGCGCCAACGACGACCACCAGCACCACAACGCCCGCGACAACCGCGACUUCUGCUACCCCGACUGUGACAACUACUACUCCGUCUGCGACGACGCCUUCUACUACUCCGUCUGCGACGACGCCUUCUACCACUCCGUCUACGACGAUGCCUUCUACUACUCCGUCUGCGGCGACGCCUUCUACUACUACGUCUAUGACGACGCCUUCUACUACAGCCUCUACUACUCUGUCUACGACGACGACUACUACUCCGGCUCCUCCUGCUCCUAUGGGCUAAAUAAAACGAUCCGACGAGGUGCGAACACGACGAUAUGACGAGUAUCAACGCAACGUUAUCGCUAACGGACAGAAGAAACUACUUUUGUAAAUCAGAAAACGAUACUGUACGACGAUAAAAUAAGCAGCGAGGAAUUUUUGAUUGACUUCGCAAGUAUGUUUGUAAUUUGUGCGACAGAUGUCGCAGCAUUCCUCAAAAACACUACUCCGGGUUAAGAAGAAAGGUUUCUUCCGCUUGUAUGAAGUCACUUACAGAGCGCUGAUAAAAACGAUCCUGACGUUACCAGCGCCGCCGCGUGAAAAAAAAUUCGCACGGCAAGUAAAGCGCGCGAUCUUUCCUUAUGUGGACAUAGCGCCUUCCUUCUCUUCCCGUUUCACGGAUCUCCCUUCGUUCCUGAAAUGAGGCGUGCGGUAAUUAGCGGCGGUGAAAUUAUUCGCAAGCCACGCCGAUAUUGUUUUAACGCGCACGAAUCUGCAUUUAAUUGUCCAAUUCCGCUUCGAAAUCCCGAUACUCGCGGAUUCUCGGAGGCGAAAUUUGGCCGCGCAAAUGAAAUUUGCGUUAUAUAAAUUUCCGUACGCUGUAUGAAUUACGCGCGAUUCGUUUCGGCGGAUUUGUUUUACGCGCGCUCGAAUUUGCAUAAAUUGCGGAGUGCGGUGGAAAUUGUUUAAUACGUUCGGCCUCUCGGCGGCGGAGGACACGCUGACGCGAAGCGCCCGCCGGGCGUCUCUCGGGAAAGGAAGAGCGAAACUCAUCAAUGUAGAAAAUAAGACCUUGCUCUCGUUGUGAAAGUAAUGUCGGCCGGCCUAUUACGAGGAGCUUACGUCCUCUCACUUUCUGCGUGCACGUACAAUGGGCCGUCGGGCGAAUUACAUCAAAUGCAGUUUAACGCCGUAAGAGGUGAGUCCUGUUAAAUCGCCGCGGCGCGGCAAGAACGCCCAGGUAUUCUCAUCCCGAGCACGUGCAGAUUCUUCAGCAUGUAUCCCCGUUCCUGUAUAUUAUCGUGUCUCACACCUCACCUCACCAAAAAUAUCAUUGCAUCAAAUGCAAUUGAUGAACGAUCGAGGUAAUACUAUAAUAUUUGGUACACUCGAGGCUCCGCAGCUUCGGUAUAAUUCGACGUUUAAAGCCGAAAUUCGGAGCGUCGAAUUUUCGGACUCUGCUCGAGGACUCGAAAUAUCGGAGCCCUUAGUGGAACUAAUCUUGCGCUUGUCCAAUUUGAUCAGUAUCUUUAAUUCUUUCGAAGUUUCGAGUAUUCAGCCUAUAUGGCGCUUUCGAAGCUGCGAAGCUUCGACGUUUGAACUUGAAAUUCGGAGUUCCGAGUCUUGGAAACUCGAACUGUCGAAAGUCUCAAUAGAACUAAUUCUGUGUUUAUUCAAAGUUUCGGACGUUUAGGCGCUCGAGAUUCUUAAUAGAACUAAUUCCAGAGAAUGCAACAAGAUUCU
This is a messenger RNA of Harpegnathos saltator (Jerdon's jumping ant), 2210 nucleotides long. RefSeq names its product integumentary mucin C.1. The coding region runs from base 196 to 768 and encodes 190 amino acids. The record is from RefSeq and is a predicted model, not a curated record. Lineage: Eukaryota; Metazoa; Arthropoda; Insecta; Hymenoptera; Formicidae. The transcript has 3 exons.